This is a messenger RNA of Staurois parvus, 330 nucleotides long. NCBI's taxonomy places the organism in Eukaryota, Metazoa, Chordata, Amphibia, Anura, Ranidae. The record is from the annotation of a GenBank genome assembly.
AUGUCCUCCCUGCAGUGUCCCCGGCCAUGUCCUCCGGCGGAUGCUGGCAUCUGUCUUCUGGGUUCUGUUCCCUGCGACGUCGGGACAUACGGGGACGGAACUGGCGGGAAAUUUGAAAGCUGUAAAAAGUAAAACAUUACUGUAUCAAACCAUUUCACAUACAUUUUGUCCCUAGUGCUUUGUCCUGUGCCCUGCCUGCAUUUUUACUGUUCUUUCUGCCUGUAAACUGGGCAAUGUCCAUGGCGUCCAAAAAGCGUCCCUUUAGGUCAAAAGCAGUUUUAGACCAGCUAGAUAACAGUGAUAGUGAAUUAGAAUCACUUGCAGAAUUAA